This is a messenger RNA of Salvia splendens (bonfire salvia), 677 nucleotides long. RefSeq lists its product as uncharacterized. The coding region runs from base 105 to 497 and encodes 130 amino acids. NCBI's taxonomy places the organism in Eukaryota, Viridiplantae, Streptophyta, Magnoliopsida, Lamiales, Lamiaceae. The record is from RefSeq and is a predicted model, not a curated record. The transcript has 4 exons.
CCAAUUCUAUCUCUUAACUAUAUAUAAAGCUUACAAUACAUCACUCCUAAUAAAGUUGUAAUAAAACUAAGUUCACUUGCAAACUUCAUAGAUUUCAUUCAAUUAUGGGUUCUCUUAUGGCAGGUUGGGGCUCUAUCAAAGACCCUAAAGCUGUUAAUUUAACAAGGAAUAAAUCACUGACCAAGGAUGAAAUUGAUGCCUUUUGGAAAUCCAAGAAACUCAAGGAGGAGGAACACCUCAGAGAUAUCUCUCUUCUCUCACCUCGAACACAGAAAAUGAUAUUUGAAGAAGCGGUUGAAAGCUGUGAGGGUGCAAAUGGUGAAGAAGCGGAAAGCGAGACAAGUCUGGAGAAACUAUUACAAAAGAAUGGCUGGUGGAUAAGCAGUAACUGGGCAUUUCUAAAUGAGCCUCCGGUUAUUCGACAAGAAGGAACCGGGCAUAAGUAUGUGUCACAGUUCCAUGUUGCUGAUGCGUCCGGUUCGACCGGACCGGUUUGAUGUGGCUGUAAAUUGAUCUAAUGUUUUAAGAGCUGUGAAAUUAUAUUUUGGGAUACCUUUACGUUAAAACUGAAGUAGAUUUUGAGUGCUUUUUUACUCUUACAAGUUUUCCUUUGUUUGUUUGGGUUGAAAUAUAGUAGUAGUAUGGAUAUGAAUAUAAAUAUAAUGUAUUUCAGUUAA